AUGAGUGUUAAGGAAUACUUCUUAAAGUUCAUGAAGCUUUCAAAAUAUGCUUCCUCUUUGGUUUCGAAUGAUAGGGAUGAAAUGACUCGUUAUGUAAUGGGUGUGUCUGAAGAGCUUAAAGAAGAGAGUCGUGCAGCUAUGUUUCAUGACAACAUUGAUCUUUCUAGGUUGAUGGUUCAUGGACAACAAGUAGAGGAUAGUCGUCUAAGGAAGAGUAACAGAGAAGCUAAGAAGGGAAUGUCUUUUGAAUGUGCUUCUUCUAAGAGUAAGCCUGAUAUUCAAGGCAAGCCUAAUUUCAAGAAGAGGUUUUCAAAGAAAGUUCCUUCAAAUUUAUCCAAGACUCACAAUAAUAGGGUGUCUAACCCUAAAGAUCCAAAUGGGAGAAAUGUUGACCCACCAAGAGAAAGACCAAUUUGUGGUAAGUGUGGUAAGAAAUAUGUAGCUGAAUACCUUGUUGGAACUAAUAGUUGUUAUGGUUGCGGCGAAUGUGGUCAUAUGGUGCAAGAUUGUCCUAAUGUGAAUAUUAAAGGAAAGGGGAAUAGCCAAGCUUAA
Solanum pennellii is the source of this 552-nucleotide messenger RNA. RefSeq lists its product as uncharacterized. Bases 1 to 552 code for a protein of 183 amino acids. Gene Ontology annotation, molecular function: zinc ion binding; nucleic acid binding. The record is from RefSeq and is a predicted model, not a curated record. NCBI's taxonomy places the organism in Eukaryota, Viridiplantae, Streptophyta, Magnoliopsida, Solanales, Solanaceae. The transcript has a single exon.